GGCUGCACCGACUGAGCACCGGAGCGCUUUUACGCACACAGGAGGUUCUGCUCGGACACGGUUCUCCCCCUGCCGGGUUCUGACUCCACGCAGAGCGACAUGGCCGAGCUGGGGAAAGGCGUCACCGCCGGGAAACUGGCCCUGAACGUCCAGAAGAGGCUCAGCAGGGCCCAGGAGAAGGUCCUGCAGAAACUCGGCAAAGCCGAUGAGACUCGGGACACUGCGUUCGAGGAGCUGGUGACGAACUUCAACAAGCAGAUGGCCGAAGGCACCAAACUGCAGAGGGACCUGAAGGCCUACCUGUCGGCGGUGAAAAUGAUGCACGAGGCUUCGCGACGCCUGCAGGACUGCCUGGCUGACAUGUACGAACCAGACUGGUUUGGAAAGGAGGAGACGGACGCCCUGGCAGAGGACACGGACACACUAUGGCUGGACUAUCACCAGAACGUCACGGACAAGUCUCUGCUGUGCAUGGACACGUACCUGGCUCAGUUUCCUGAAAUCAAGGCUCGUAUAGCGAAGCGUGAGAGGAAGUUGGUGGACUUUGACAGCGCCCGUCAUCACUUCGGCUCCUUACAGAAAGGCAAGAAGAAGGACGAAGCUAAGAUCGCUAAGCCGGCAGUUCUGUUGGAGAUGGCGGCUCCCAGCUGGGCUCAGGGUUUGAUUUCAGCCCACCAGGUGGCUCAGACUAACCUGUCCUACAACCAGGCGGAGGAGGAACUGGGCCGGGCUCAGAAAAUAUUCGAGGAGCUGAACGUAGAGCUGCAGGACGAGCUCCCGGCUCUGUGGGAAAGUCGUGUUGGCGUCUACGUUGGCACAUUCCAGAGCCUGGCAGGUCAUCAGGAGAAGUUCCACAAUGAAAUGAGCAAACUCAGCCAAAACCUGAACGACAUCAUGACCAAAAUGGAGGAGCAACGACAGCUCAAAAAAGAUGCUCCUGCAGCAUCAAAGACAGGAGAUGGUGCAAAAAGUGAGGAAGCCAACCACAGCGAAUCAGCCAGCUCAGCUCCAAAGCUACAGAGUUUGGUGACCAAUGGCUCCAAUGGAGAGCUUCCUCCAGGGUUCCUCUACAAGGUCAAAGCUGUACACGAGUACACCGCCACAGAUAAUGACGAGCUGGAGCUGAACAUCGGCGACGUUGUUUUGGUUUUGGCUUUUGACAACCCAGAUGAACAGGACGAUGGCUGGCUCUUGGGUUUAAAGGAGUCCCACUGGUUGCAGAAAAAAGAUAUUUCAGCCAAAGGUGUUUUCCCUGAAAACUUUACUCAGAAGGUUUGAUGUCAACGCCACAAACAGAUUCUAGCCUUUGUCUCCUCCAUCACCUCAGUUCUCACCUCGAUUUUUGUU
This is a messenger RNA of Nematolebias whitei (Rio pearlfish), 1347 nucleotides long. RefSeq names its product bridging integrator 1b (gene bin1b). Lineage: Eukaryota; Metazoa; Chordata; Actinopteri; Cyprinodontiformes; Rivulidae. The coding region runs from base 100 to 1278 and encodes 392 amino acids. The transcript is spliced from 15 exons. Gene Ontology annotation, molecular function: phospholipid binding; tau protein binding. The record is from RefSeq and is a predicted model, not a curated record. Gene Ontology annotation, cellular component: cytoplasm; synaptic vesicle; plasma membrane.